AUGGCUGCUGCUAUGGAAAUGCUGCAGAAACUGCAGAAGGAAAUCACCUGUGAUAUCUGUACAAGCUACUUCUGUGAUCCAGUCACAAUUGAGUGUGGGCACAGCUUUUGCCAAGCAUGUCUCUCCUUGAUCUGGAGAGUUAGAACUACCAACUUCUCUUGUCCAGAAUGCAGGCAAGUGCCCCAAAUCAGAGAAUUCCCGGCUGUCAAUGGGUGCCUGGCAAAGCUGACUGAGGUGUGCAAAGAGCUCAGCUGCCAGCUUUUGCAGAGUUCUGAAGGACAGCACCAGUGUGCCUCUCACAAGAAAAUCCUCAAGCUCUUUUGCGAAGAUGACCAGACAGCAGUCUGUGUGAGAUGUUCCCAAAGCCCAGAGCAUGGGGCUCACAUGCUUUCUCCUGUAGAAGAGGCUGCUCACAGAUGCAGAGAGAAGCUCCAGCACAUCCUGAGUCAGGUGGCGAAGACAGUGGAGGAAGCUGAGACACUUCUUGCUAAGGAGGAGAGACCCGAUGUAGACUGGCAUUGGAUUAUCAAUGCAGAAUACUACAAACUGCAGGAAUUCCUGUUGGAGGAAGAAUUCCGGUGUCUUAAAAGGAUAGGGCAAGAGCAAAGGACAACACAGGAAAAAAUCUCCCAACAUAUGCAAAGGCUUCAGAGGCUCAUAGAAGAUCUGCAGGAAGCAGGCCACAAAUCCAAUGUGGAAAUGCUACAAGAUGUCAAGCAGUUGCUGGGAAGGAGUAAGUCACUGUUGCUCCAAAGGGACAAGGCUGUCACCCCAGAGAUGAGAGAAUAUGCCAUUCCUGUCAUGAUAGAAAUGCUGAGCCAAUUCAGAGUGGACAUCACAAUUGAUCCUAAAUCGGCCUGUUCAUAUGUGACUGUUUCUGAUGAUCUGAAGAGUAUAAAGGCUGAAGAAGGCUGGCAGGUGGACACUGAGGAUCCUGAAAACUCUUCUUACUAUAGUUUGCUUGCUGACCAGGCCUUCAGCUCAGGCAGACAGUACUGGGAGGUGGAUGUGAGUCAACUACCUCAGUGGAUCCUGGGGGUCUAUACCCCCUAUUUAAGGAGAAAAAGGGGCAGGAAUGUGGAUUCCUGUGCCUCUGUCUUCCUGCUUCGAUGUGUCAAGAAAGAAGAUGAUUACUAUUUGCAAACCUGUCCUGAAUCAUUGAACCAUCGAGUGAAAUGCCCUGUACCCAGGGUCGGGGUCUACCUGGAAUACAAAACUGGCACACUUGUCUUUUUCAAUGUUUGCCAGGGCUCCCUCAUUUACAGUUUCCAAUCUUUACCCUUCAUAGCACCCAUCACACCCAUCUUUUGCCCUGGCCCCCCACUUCCAGGAACAAAGUCUGGUCCCAUGACUCUCUGUCCUGCCAACUUUCCUUGUGCUUGUUCCUAG
Dromiciops gliroides (monito del monte) is the source of this 1389-nucleotide messenger RNA. RefSeq names its product tripartite motif-containing protein 64-like. Gene Ontology annotation, molecular function: protein binding; zinc ion binding. Bases 1 to 1389 code for a protein of 462 amino acids. The transcript has a single exon. The record is from RefSeq and is a predicted model, not a curated record. Lineage: Eukaryota; Metazoa; Chordata; Mammalia; Microbiotheria; Microbiotheriidae.